Messenger RNA from Chara braunii, 1085 nucleotides. NCBI's taxonomy places the organism in Eukaryota, Viridiplantae, Streptophyta, Charophyceae, Charales, Characeae. The record is from the annotation of a GenBank genome assembly.
ACGAGGACGAUAUGGCUCGGGGGACCGCCAGAAUGAUUCACGAGGGCGGUAUGAGCAAGGAGGGUCUGGAGGAGACCGCCGCAACGAUUCGCGCGGACGGAAUGAGAGAGGGGAAUAUGGCGUCUCAUCAGAACCAUAUCCUAAGUCGCCUGACCCCAAGGCGGCCAGGAGUUCGAUCUCUAGAGGCGCAAACGACAAACCAUCUACUCCCGAUGAAGGACAAUGUCGAAGCAAGGAGAAUAAAGACGAGUAAAGGAAUGGAGUCGGUCAGGAGCCAGAGCAUCAAGAUAAUCUUUGAGGGGGAUAUCACGACCACACCCAUAAGGGUGGCAGCCACCAAGUCGGCAAGACGGUCUACAUCGAAGAAGACUGACACGGAUUACGUGAUGACGGAGAAGGACGGGCAGCGGGUCGAUGGAGAGGAGGUUAUCCUUUCGCCGCGAAAGAGGGGAGUGAAGAAGUUCUUAAUGAAGAGUUCGCUGGACGAGAUUGACACGGUUGAGCCAUUGAGGCGGGCCCUUCGGCAACCAAUGCAGUGCUCUAUUCUGGAGUACCUGGCGGCAUCGAAGCCGACUCGUGAUGAAUUACAGAUGAUCACGCGGAAGACUCGCAUACCUCUAUCAGAGGAGGGUCAGGGGGCCCCUAAAGCGGAAGCUUCUACAGUAGCAGUAACGGGGGGGACCGCCAGAGCGGAUCGCAUGGCAACAGUCCUUCUCGAUGGGAUGAAAGGUGUGCCUCCAGACAAGUUUUAUAUACUUGGUAGCGGGGCCGUGGAGAUGAUUAUAAACGAUGGAGCGAUACUCGAUGCUGUGAUUGAUAACGGAAGUGAGGUUGUCAUCAUAGACGAGGACCUGGCAGUACAAGUUGGACUGGGCCUCGAUAGGUCAUACCUAUUCGAGAUAGAGACGGCUGAUGGGAGAAAGCAACAGAUCACUGGGGUUUGUCAUAAGGCAGCCAUAAAGGUCCAAGGGGUAAGAGUGACCCUGCCUGUCUUUGCAGUUUAGAACUGCAGCUCCGACCUGCUCUUGGGUCGAACGUGGCUGAGCCACGUGCAUGCGGUGAUGAUAGAGCGACCUGAUGGGAGC